Molecule: messenger RNA, 1122 nt
Organism: Staurois parvus
Lineage: Eukaryota; Metazoa; Chordata; Amphibia; Anura; Ranidae
Source: the annotation of a GenBank genome assembly
AUGGAGCUAAAAGGCAACUCUGGUCUUAAUGGAACAGCCGUGGAAGAAUACGAAUAUUCGGAUGCAGAUUUUAUCAUCCCAGGCAUCACUUGGCAGAAAAGAAGAGAAUAUACAGACAAUCAAGAUUUCCUUUCUGCGUUUGAUAAAGCCAUGAGAAUUAAAUGGGCCGACAAAAUGGAGCAAGGGCUCUUCCGCUACCCGCUGUGGAGCUUGCAGACAAGGAUCCUGCCUGGGAGAGUGAAAUAUGUUGCACAGCUGAACAUCGAGAGAGGUAUUGAGCGGAGGAAACCUCAGGACAUUAGAAGUAUCAAAGAGAAAUUCAAUUCUGGCCGAUUUAACUUUAGUAAAAUUAAUUCAGAGGAAAUUUUGUUUGAAAUGAGGUCUGUAGAUUCCAUGAUGAUUAAAGGACAGCAUAGCCGAACUCUUGUUGUGAUUAAUGUCAGCCCCCUGGAGUUUGGCCAUGUCUUAUUUAUUCCAGAACCAUCUCUUUGUUUGAAUCAAAUCCUGAUUCCAGAUCUAGCACUGUUUGGGAUGGAGUCCAUACUUCUUAGCAGCCACCCUGGGUUCAGAGUUGGCUUUAACAGCCUGGGUGGGUUUGCAUCAGUAAACCAUUUGCACUUACAUGGGUUUUACCUGGAUGAGGAGCUUCUGAUAGAAUCAGCAUCCUGCAAGCCCUUGUGUCGUGAUAUAAACUUCUACCUCCUGGCUGACUUCCCUGCUCCUGGCUUCUGCUUCUACACAGAUGGGACAGACUUGGCAUCUCUAGCUCAGGGACUAUGCAGAGCUACGGACUACUUUGUGGAUAGAAAUAUUGCACAUAAUAUCUUUAUAACCAGAGGUUGUGACCCGGGGCAUGCAGGGUGUACGGAGUCAAGAGAGGGGAUCCGUGUGAUUAUCUGGGCAAGAAAGUCCUGUUUUGGCUCCAAGGAGGAAUCGGCAUUUAAUGUUGCACUUUGUGAACUGGCAGGGCACCUACCAUUUAAAAACCAAGAAGACUUUAAUAAUAUGACAGAAGAGUCUGUUAUUGGCAUCAUUAAAGAGUAUCUCUUCUCAGAUGAGGAGUUCACAAUUUUAUCUAUGGAAUUAGCAGAACAUUUAAUAUCCCGAACUUUAUCAUUAUGA